AUGCCCACAAAACGCAUACUAGUGCUCAUCUGUCUGUGCGCUACACUCGAGUCGAUGUUCACUGGACUCGAGACGUCACUACAGACUAACAUCGAAGAGUUUGUGGAGAGAUGUGGGUUACGUAUGAACUCAGAUGCCAGAGCUCACCUCAGCUCCAGUAUCUCAGGGGCCAUGACUGUCAGUCAGGCCCUGGCUAUACCUCUGUCGACAUACAUAUCCCCUAAAAUUAUCCUCUUUAUCGGCGCUAUUUGGGCAGGUAGCAUAAUUUAUGGGUUAGGUAUUGGACCCAUGUACGGUACUAAUUACCAGUUGAUUGAACAGAUUACCCCGCUAACUGAUCUAGUAGCUGUAUUGUUUGUCUUAUGUCCCGGUGCUGUUGAGGUACUAAUACAGAUAAUAUUGGGUAUGGUGAUGGAAAGACACGAAAUAAUUGGCGAUAAAUAUGUGGUAAAACUCGUGGACCACGUGUUGGACGCCAACGAAGCCAUUGAGUGGGUGUCUGACCCCACGUGCGGAGCCGUAGCCCUGUUUAUGGGGGUCACGCGUCGCACGGAAUCGGGUGACCCCGAGCACCGGCACGUCCAGUGCCUCGUCUACGAGGCCUACCACUCAAUGGCCAUCAAACAGAUGCAGACAAUUGUCGAGCAGAAUAUAGCCUCCUAUGGGGCCCACGAUAUACGCAAGUGUUAUAUGAGUCACCGCUUGGGACGGGUAGGUGUGGGCGAGGCGUCGCUACUGAUUGCCUGUUCCGGAGCCCAUCGGCGGCCGGCCCACCAACUGGUUCUCAAACUGGUCGAUGAUAUCAAAGCCGUGGUUCCCAUCUGGAAGCGCAUCCAUUACACCACCGAUGAUGGCGUCCACACCACCACUGAAUGGAGUGAUAAGAGUGAGGCCUUUUGGAUCAGUCGCCAGUCGGACACCAGGGAUGCCUACACUGCCAACACUUCUUAA
Molecule: messenger RNA, 951 nt
Organism: Oppiella nova
Lineage: Eukaryota; Metazoa; Arthropoda; Arachnida; Sarcoptiformes; Oppiidae
Source: the annotation of a GenBank genome assembly